Molecule: messenger RNA, 1294 nt
Organism: Rhagoletis pomonella (apple maggot)
Lineage: Eukaryota; Metazoa; Arthropoda; Insecta; Diptera; Tephritidae
Product: zinc finger BED domain-containing protein 1-like
Exons: 3
Molecular function (GO): DNA binding
Source: RefSeq, a predicted model, not a curated record
GUUUUUGUGAACAUGAGUGCAAGAAAACUAAGUUGGGUGUGGAGUUUUUUUACGAAAUGCAGUGAUGGUAAGCAAGUUACCUGCUCCAUUUGUGGAGCAGUCCUUAGUUUCCACCACUCCACUUCCUCGCUAAGCACUCACUUGAAACAAGUCCAUAAGAAGGAACCGAUUCGUGGUGGUGGCAUAACACCGGACACGAAUAUCGAUGCAACAAGUGGUGAAUGCGUUGAAACGCAGGCGAGCACCUCGGGUGGCCGUAAGAGAAAAAAGCACGACACCGUUCAUGACUGCACAUUUGAACGUCAGGAAUUGAUAUCUCGUGGAGUGGCACGCCUAAUCGCAAGUAACAUGUUACCAAUCCCUUUCGUUUCCUCUGAAGGCUUUCGCGACUUUAUGAAGUUAUUGGAACCAGGAUACAAAGUUCCCUCUCAACAAAGUAUACUCUCACGCUUACAAUUGUUUUAUAAUGACGUAAGAGAAAAAAAUGCAAACGAUUUGGCGGAGGUAGAAAGCGCAUCAAUUUCAGUGGACGAAUGGACAUCAAGAACUCAAGAUUGUUAUUUAUCAGUCGAAGCCCAGUAUAUUGACAAAAAUAGUGAAUUGUGCAAAGUUACACUUUGUAACGAGCAACUAGAAGACCGACCAAAUGCAGAAAACAUUGCAUCGGCAAUAGAAGUAGUUUUAGCCGAUUGGAACAUUUCCGACAAAACGCAAGCGAUAACGCACGACAGUGCAUCAGUCAGGAAUGCAGCAGCGCAACAACUUUUUAAUAUAGGGGACAGCAUCAAGUGCAGCGCUCACCUUUUGCAGCUUGUGAUAAAAGACGCAUUAGCAGCUGUACCUGAUUACGAUAAAAUUUGCAAAAAAGGACGAAAUUUAACAGCACAUUUUCAUCGCUCAAAUAUUGCCAAAACUGCACUAGUAAACCGCCAAGUACAGUUGGAGAUAAAGGAAAAUCGACUCAUACAAUGCUGCGAAACACGUUGGAACUCCAAAUAUUACAUGUGUGAGAGGCUGCUUUUGAAUCGAAAUGCAAUCUGCCUAGUUUUAUCAGAUAAAACCGUUACAAAAACUUGCGAUGCGCUGAGGCUAGAAAUGCAAGAGAAGGAGUGGGGUGAAAUGCAGAACUUGGUUGACAUUUUGAAACCUUUUGAUAAAGCGACUGCAGUGCUAUGUGGUGGCAAAAAUGUGACAUUGUCUUUAGUGCGACCUUUAAUACACCGUCUUAUUAAAAACCACAUGGCCGCAUCGUCGGAAGAUGAUGCAAAUAAAUAUAUAUUCAAAGAGACUGCAC